AUGCGGUGGGGAUACAAACUUGUUGUGGCUGCUCUAUGCGUCGCCUUGAGCAGGGGUGAGCUGCCCGAAGACGACUUCAGGAUAAUAAACAAACAGGACUUGUUGGCGUCAAACAGCGAUAUCUUCGAAGAUAAGGAUGCAAGAUCGUUUUCACAACUGUUGUUCGAUGUUGCAAGAGACCAGCUUAUAGUGGGCGCAAGAGAUACCAUGUACCGUCUAUCGUUACGUGGCCUACGACAAUUGGAGCGAGCUGAUUGGCCAGCGCCGGCGGACAAGUCCAAGCUCUGCCAGGAUAAAGGCCAGACAGAAGAAGACUGCCAUAACUAUAUCAAAGUUCUGCUCUCGUAUGGCCACAAGUUGUUCGCCUGUGGAACUAACGCGUUCAGUCCUGUAUGCAGUUGGAGAGAGAUCGAGUCAUUAAACCUAAUAUCAGAAUGGGUAUCUGGCGUGCCAAACUGCCCUCACAACCCCCAUUCGAACGUCACAGCGAUCCUCACUUCCAGUGGCGAAUACUAUGCCGGAACUCCCACUGACUUCACCAGCUCUGACACAGCUAUCUGCAGGAACCAUGGAGCGUCUCCUCGCAACACGAGUAUGCUACGAACGACACAGUAUGACUUGAACUGGCUAAACGAACCCCAGUUUGUGGGUAGUUUUGAAGACGACCAUUUUGUCUACUUCGUGUUUAGGGAAGUGGCUGUGGAACAUUUGAACUGUGGAAAGAUAAUCUAUUCCCGUAUUGCUCGUGUGUGCAAAAAUGAUUCUGGGGGUCACUUGGUAAUGAAGGACAACUGGAGUACCUUUUUGAAGGCCAGGCUCAAGUGCUCAGUACCAGGAGAUGUCUCGUUCAAUUACGAUGAAGUACAGAGCGUGGAGUAUCUGCCACAAGAAAAAAUUUUGGUCGCUGUAUUUAGUACACCUGCAAACAGCAUAUCGGGCAGUGCUUUAUGCGUAUACAAUAUGUCAGAUAUUUUAGCGGCAUUUGAAGGGCCGUACAAGGUUCAGGAUUCGCCGACAUCAACUUGGGAGCCGAAAUCUCCGUCGAGAGAAGCCAGGGACCAUUUUAAGUGUAUGGCUGAUACUAGACCACCAAUUGAAUACCACCGCUACCAUCUGAUGUACGAUUCUAUUCAACCUAUAUCUGGAGAACCUGUCUACAAAGCGGUACUAGAACGAUUCACCCACGUUACAGUUGAUAUUGCCAACACAAAAACCAUGGGAAAACAGCUCGUCGCUUUCGUGGCCACAGAGAAGAGUUAUGUUGUGAAGUUGGCAAUACUGCCGCGGUAUGAGGGCGCAUGCGUCGUGGAGAUUUGGAAACUCAAAGACGCUAGUGGCGGCUACGAUAUACGAGCGAUGCAGUUUGUUAAAGAUUCGAUGUCCCUGUACAUAGGCAGUGAUACCGGCGUGCUAAGACUUGGCAGCGAACGCUGUUCUCGGUACAAAAGCAGAUCCAGCUGCGUCGGCGCUACCGACCCUCAUUGCGGCUGGGACGAUGCUAGAGAAAUUUGUGUUCGGGCCACACCUCACCUCCACCACGCUUACUUUAUACAGAAUACAGCCGCUUGUCCCACAAUUAGCACACCUGUCGAUGGCGGUUGGUCAUCUUGGUCGGAAUGGGAGCCAUGCAUGCAAGACGGAUCACCGCAUAAUACUUUCGGCGAUGAUAAACCUGACAUGUGUAGGUGUCGCACGAGACUUUGUGACAACCCCAAACCGGCUAAUGGCGGACAAAAAUGUGCAGGAGCCAGCAUAGCAGUAACGAACUGCACGGUUCACGGCGGUUGGUCAGCCUGGUCUGCGUGGUCUGAAUGUUCUACGACAUGCGGGAUCGCUGUCAAGUCCAGGCGUCGAACCUGUACCUCACCAGAACCAAAGUUCGGCGGACGAGUGUGUGUUGGCUUGGAUUCCAAUGAUAUGUACUGUGCCAAUCUACCACCAUGUCCAGAUCCAAACUUAGCACCAGUGGAUGGCGGUUGGUCCCCAUGGAGUCAAUGGUCUCCGUGCUCUGGUGUGGGUUGUGGAAUCAAUGCUGGUGCACGCGAGAGAAGACGCAAUUGCAGUAACCCAGCACCGAAACAUGGUGGCGCGGACUGCGAAGGUUCAAGAUACGAGAGACAACCCUGCGACUUACGUCCUUGCGAAGUUAGGAAGGCCACUGCUUGGACGCCUUGGGUGCAAAUGUUAGGAAAUGCAACAGAUGGCAGUUAUACAGAAAAGCGGUUCAAAUUCUUGUGUAAAGCACCUACGCCCGAACAAAUAAGGCUGUCACUAGCCCGGGAGGAAGAAAGAUACUGCAACGCACAAGGGGCUUGCAGCAGUACUCCUCCAGAGGAAGACAACGGCUGGGAUGGCUGGGGGCCCUGGGAGGCCUGUUCAGCCCCAUGUGGAGGUGGCCAGCAGGCCAGGUCCAGGAGGUGCAGAAGACCACCAUGUAGUGGCCCAUCAGAUAUGCUCAGAGCUUGUAAUACACAUGCUUGUAAUGGUGAAUGGUCUUGUUGGAGCGACUGGAGUGAAUGCAGCGGUAGCUGUGACACUGGUGCUACCGGACAUCGAUCCCGCACCCGGAUGUGUCUCUCUCCGGAAGGAUGCGCUGACGCAGGUGCUGCGCUAGAAAGGAGGAUAUGCGUUAAUACUUGCGCAGAGUCGGAAUCAGGCUGGGGUUCUUGGGGACAGUGGGGUGAAUGCGAGAGCGGCGAGAGAGUGAGACGCAGGAGUUGCGAAACCGGCGCAUGCGUCGGUGCGCAGUUGCAAGUUGCGCGUUGCGACUCUGACAACACUAUGGACAAUGAGCUAUAUGCAAUGCCAGCGUACAGCCAAGGAGUAGAGAUGGCUUCUUUUGUGACAAUGAGUAACGAAUCGCUCAGCAUUGGAGGUAUCGUCGGAUGUGUUGUCGCCGCUUUUGUUAUCGGUUGUCUUGUAUGUCUGGGUGCUGUUAUAUUCCUGCAACGACGUGGUUCAGCACCAUGGAAGAGGUCCACCCGGGUGCCUUCUAGUCCUCACUACAUAACUGCCAAGCAGAACAGCUACGUCACCGUGCCAUUGGAUAGACCCAGAAAACCUAAGAGACAACCGUCCUUCUCCGGAAUCGGUGGCACAAGCGGUAUGCUUCUAAAAACAACGAACAUCUCCAACGCGAACAACCACAACAAUGGUGUCACGACUCCAAAACUGUACCCCAAAGCAAUAGCAAACGAAUAUGACUCUAUGGGUACUCUGCGGAGGCAUUCGAACCAACCGAGCACAAAAAACAACCUGGACGUAGAGGAGGACAAAUUCUAUUGA
Molecule: messenger RNA, 3285 nt
Organism: Leptosia nina
Lineage: Eukaryota; Metazoa; Arthropoda; Insecta; Lepidoptera; Pieridae
Source: the annotation of a GenBank genome assembly